GGAGAAGGAGGGAAGAGGUGAGUUUUGUGGUCUGUAGCAGUGCCUGGAGAGGGCCUAAGGCGUGACUACCUCCUUCCUCUCAGGGGGACUGCCUGCUGCCCCCACAGACACCCAUGGUUCAUUGCCCACCAGCCCCAGCAUCCCCUGCGCGGCAAAGCUGGUGGCCUGAGGAUCCUGGCUGCCAUGCCACCUCCUGUCCUCCUCUCCUUCCUCCUCCUCCUCUUCCCCAAGGGAGGUGGGCCUCAGAAACCUCUGCUGGUGGAGGUGGAAGAGGGAGCUGAUGUGGUGCUGCCGUGCCUGCGGGGCCCCUCCAGUGCCCCCUCGGAGUGGCUCGUCUGGUCUCGGGGGAACCAGUCGGUGCCCUUCUUAGAGCUGAGCCUGGGGCUCCCAGGCCUGGGCGUCCAGAUGGGGCCUCUGGGCAUCCUGCUGCUCAUCUUCAAUGUCUCUGACCAGAUGGGGGGCUUCUACCUCUGCCAACCAGGGCCCCCCUCCAAGAAUGCCUGGCAGCCUGGCUGGACAGUGAGCGUGGAGGGCAGCGGGAAGCUGUUCCGCUGGAAUACUUCAGACUUAGGGGAUCUAAGCUGUGGCCUGGGGAACGGGUCUUCAGGGGGGCCCAGGCUCUCGCCUCAUCACCCCAACAACUCCCAGCUGUAUGUGUGGAACCAAGGCCACCCUGAGAUCUGGGAGGCAGAGCCCGUGUGUGCCCCACCGAGGGGCAGUCUCAAAGAGAGCCUCACUCAGGACCUCACUGUGGCCCCAGGCUCCACACUCUGGCUGUCCUGUGGGGCACCCACCACCCACGUGACCAGAGGCCCCAUCUCCUGGACCCGGGUGCAACCUAAGAAACCUAAUGCCACACUGCUGAACCUCUAUGUGAGGGAGAAGCCCCCAGUGCAAGAGAUGUGGGUCCUGGGGCCUGUUCUGUCCCUGUCCCAGGCCACUGUUCAAGCCACCGGUACCUACUAUUGUCUCCGUGGCAACCUGACCACCGAGAUACAAGUGAAGGUCAUUCCCCAGCCAGCUUGGCAGUGGCUGCUGAGGAAUGGUGGCUGGAAGCUCCCAGUGGUGCCUGUGGUUUACCUGACCUUCUGCCUGGGCUCUCUGGUGGCCUUUCUUCACAUCCGAAGAGCCCUGGUCCUGAGGAGGAAAAGGAAGCGAAUGACCGACCCCACCAGGAGAUUCUUCAAAGUGACUCCUCCCCCAGGAAACGGGACCCAGAACCAGUACGGAAACGUGCUGUCCCUUCCCACGCCCACCUCCGGCACAGGGCGUGCGCAGCGGUGGGCGGCAGCCCUGGGGGGCCCCGUGCAGCCCUACGGAAAUCCACACGCCGCCGACGUCCCGGAGGCCGGAGCCGCGAGCCCCCCGACAGCAGGCGUGGAAGAGGAGGAAGGGGAGGCCUACGAGGAGCCCGACAGCGAGGAGGGCUCCGAGUUCUAUGAGAACGACUCCAGCCUCGGGCAGGACCGGCUCUCCCGGGAUGGCAGCGGCUAUGAGAACCCGGAGGUCCGGUCCGUGGGGCCUGCGGAUGAGGACUCCUUCUCCAACGCUGAAUCUUACGAGAACGCGGAUGAAGAGAUGGCCCCGCCGGCAGCCAGGCCGACAGACUUCCUGAGCCCCCAGGGGUCCGCCUGGGACCCCAGCCGGGAAGCAACCUCGCUAGGGUCCCAGUCCUAUGAGGAUAUGAGAGGGAUCCUGUAUGCAGCCCCACAGCUCCGCUCCCUUCAGCCUGGUCCUCAUCACGAGGAAGAUGCAGAUUCUUACGAGAACAUGGAUAAUCCCGAUGAGCCAGGACUGGCAUGGGGGGGAGGGGACCACAUGGGGGUCUGGAGUACCAGGUGACUCCCAAGUGACCAGAUAAACUCAAUGAGAUCUUCCAGUUGUGUAGUGCCAGUGUGUGGGAGGGGAAGGAAAGACAAGGUUGGGUCCUCUCCUGUCCCCUCUCCAGUCCCCCCAAGAAGGAAGGGCUGCACUGCAUGCACUGUGCUGCUUUUUCCCUCCUGUGGCUGGUUCGGCGACAUUGCUCUCACUGCCCACAGCCCACCUGAUUCCUCCAGGAGACUAAGGACAGACUAAUUCCUGGGCCCUUAACCUGCUACUCAUUAAAAGUAUGGCUUGUGCUUUCUUCAGAGGCAGUGAGAGACUUGGCAGCUGCUUUUGCUAGAGAGAGACAGACAGACAGACAGAGACACGACACUUCACUUGGGCCUGGGCCUACUGAUGCUCAAUGGAUAACUAAAAUCAGAACAAAGCUUGACCUACAUUUUGCUUGUGUCUCCUUUGUUACCCUGACGCUUUUCUUUGAGAUCCUGGGUCAGCUGUACCUAUAGACAUGUUGAUCAUUUAGGGUGUGUCUGUUAAAAGCUGGCAAUACAAGAUUGAUUAGCCCUAAAUUUACAUAAACCUUCUCACUCACUCAAGACUGAGGACACAAAGAUAAGAGUUUUGCAGGGACAUUCAACUACCAGUGUGUGCCCAGAAGUCACCAGUCACCUUGGAGUCCAGCAGAGCCUCUGCAAUACUGAGUCAGAAGCAGUCACCUCUUCUCCUCUGGCGGUGCUGCAAAACCAGGACUGUGAGGAAGAUGACCCACCAGACCUCUGGGCUCUGCUCCUCUAUAGCAGCAGGCCUUGUUCCUUUGUUAAUGGGCCAGUCUGAUCUUCACCAGACAUGUGCUUCCUUCAGCUCCUCCAGCUGAAACCCCUUUCCUAUUUUCUGUUACUUUCUAACUCUUAUCUAAUAAAUCAGCUGAUGC
This is a messenger RNA of Fukomys damarensis (Damara mole-rat), 2755 nucleotides long. RefSeq names its product CD19 molecule (gene Cd19). Gene Ontology annotation, cellular component: external side of plasma membrane. The coding region runs from base 184 to 1842 and encodes 552 amino acids. Gene Ontology annotation, biological process: B cell receptor signaling pathway; B cell proliferation involved in immune response; regulation of B cell activation. The transcript is spliced from 15 exons. Lineage: Eukaryota; Metazoa; Chordata; Mammalia; Rodentia; Bathyergidae. The record is from RefSeq and is a predicted model, not a curated record.